GCACUUUUUGGUUUACUAGGAAGCAUGCUUUGAGAGCUCACAUCAAAUUGGACAAUGUAUGUAAAUAAGGUAAAUAAAUUUCUGUAUACUCAAUGAUGCACCUCUUUAUAGUAUGUGAACGACCCUUUGAUCUUACAGUUUCAGAUUUCGAUCUGCUGUUAGCAACAAUGCUUACUCUCCUUUACAUCAUCAUAAUAAACUUAGCAGUGGGAAUUCUACCACACAUGGACAACUUUGCUCAUAUUGGAGGAUUUGUGUCCGGAUUUCUUCUUGGAUUUUUGUUUUUGAUCCGCCCCCAGUUUAAAUGACUUACCCAACUGAAUGCUCCCCUGGAUGUCUUACUACUCCAGUUAAAUCUAAACACAAGACGUAUCAAUAUGUAUUGUGGGUCCUCUCUUUGAUACUAUUGAUUGUUGGGUAUACUCUUUUUCGAGCGGUCAAUCUAAACAAUUACUGUUCCUGGUGUCAUUAUUUGAGCAGUGUCCCUACGUCAAAAUGGAAUUGCAAGUCACAAAAUAUUUAUUGUUUGGCUUUGGUUUAUGAGUACAUGGAAAAAGGAAGCUUAGAGACGUGGCUGCAUCCACCGACUGAUAUUGAAGAAGCGAGAGAGGCACCCAAGAGUUUAAAUCUUUUGCAAAGGCUCAGCAUUUCCAUAGAUGUUGCUUGUUUUAUAUUAGUCGAUUAUCUUCAUAAUCACUCCGAAACACCGAUAGUUCAUUGUGAUCUGAAACCAAGUACUGUUCUUUUGGACAACAUGUCGACUGGACAUGUUUGA
Molecule: messenger RNA, 775 nt
Organism: Malus domestica (apple)
Lineage: Eukaryota; Viridiplantae; Streptophyta; Magnoliopsida; Rosales; Rosaceae
Source: RefSeq, a predicted model, not a curated record